AUGAUCUCUCUCAUCAAAACUGUUGUUGGUAGCGUGGCUGCACUCGGCGCUCAUGGUCAGCAGCACGGUCUUCUGCACAGCCACUUCAGAGUUCUCACAGCUGGAUUGAAGACAUUAGAAAUCCCCCCUGACUACAGUGAUGUGGUGCUGCCAGAGAAACCCAAACUGAAGUUUCUGAACAAGGUGCCCAAUUUUAAAAAAGCUAGAAAGGAGAUGAAGAAACUGUGGGAUAUUCAAGGGCCGGCUAAGGCAGCAAAUACCUUCACGUCUGGACAGUAUGCAAUUGUGGCAAUGGGAGGGGGCUACCUUAAAUGGGGCCACUUGGAGAUGAUACGUCUAACCAUCAGCCGCAAGAUGGAUUCCCGUACCACGUUUGCUCGCUGGCGCAUCAAUGCCCCAUACAAGCCAAUCACGCGAAAAGGGCUCGGUCAACGCAUGGGUGGAGGCAAAGGAGCCAUCGACCACUACGUGACACCUGUCCGCUUUGGCCGCCUCAUUGUGGAAGUGGGAGGAAAGGUGGAGCUUGGAGAAGUCGAGCAUAUAUUGAUUGAAGUAGCAAAGAAACUUCCCUUCCCUGCUAAGGUGAUGAGUAGAGAGAGCUUAGAAGUCUUCCAAAAGACUCAAGCUGAUAUGGAGGCGAACAACCAGAACCCAUGGACCUUCAAGAGGAUUGUUGAAGGAAACAUGCUUGGUAUCAGGAAGGUGCUCAGCCCGUUUGACCUGAAGAAUCAUGGACGCUUCACAGGGAAAUUUUACAACCCAGGGAGGGUGUAA
Messenger RNA from Nerophis lumbriciformis (worm pipefish), 774 nucleotides. NCBI's taxonomy places the organism in Eukaryota, Metazoa, Chordata, Actinopteri, Syngnathiformes, Syngnathidae. The record is from RefSeq and is a predicted model, not a curated record.